UACUCCACUCAGCAAAGAUGGCGAGCGGGGGCCCGUCCACGGCGUCACUGUGGACAGAAGUGAACCGCUGCGGACAGAACGGGGACUACACGAGAGCCUUGAAAGCUCUAACAAAAAUUUUGCAAGAAAACAGGGAGGAUGUCACGGCCCUUCACUGUAAAAUUGUGUGCCUUAUCCAGAAUGGCACCUUUAAGGAGGCUUUAAAUUUCAUGAACAUACACAACAAGGUCCUCGGAAGUGAGCUUGUGUUCGAGAAAGCAUAUUGCGAGUACCGGCUGAACAGAGUAGAGAGCUCGCUGAAGACCAUCGAAAGUGCUCCCGAGCAGACGGACAAGCUAAAGGAGCUCUACGGUCAAGUGUUGUACAGACUGGAGCGCUAUGAUGAGUGCAAGUCUGUCUACACGGAUCUGAUCAGGAACUCUCAGGACGAGUAUGAAGAGGAGCGCAAGACCAACCUUGGGGCUGUUAUGGCCGCCAUGAGCCAGUGGGAGAAGGGGCCGGUGGAAGAUUUAGGCCUUCCCCAAUCGACGUACGAGCUGUGCUACAAUGCCGCCUGCAUGCUGAUUGGCCAGGGUCAGCUGACUGCAGCCUAUAAAAAGCUUCAACAAGCUGAAGACCUUUGCCGGCUGUCAAUGGCUGACGAUUCAGACAUAACCGAAGAGGACAUAGAGUCGGAGCUGGCCGUCAUCCAUUCUCAGAUGGCUUACGUGAUGCAGUUGCAAGGUCGAACGGACGAGGCGCUCCAGCUCAACAAUCAGGUCAUCAAGCUCAAGCCUUCAGAUGUGGGCCUGCUGGCUGUGACUGCCAACAACAUCAUUACAAUAAACAAGGACCAAAACGUUUUUGACUCCAAGAAGAAGGUGAAGCUGACAAACGCUGAAGGGGUGGAACAUAAGCUGGCCAAAAAUCAGCUACGGGCCAUCGAAUUCAACAAAGCUUUGCUGGCCAUGUACACUAACCAGGCAGACCAGUGCAGAAAGCUGUCCUCCAGUCUUCAGUCUCAGAACCCGGGUCACCCGCGACCUGUCCUGAUCCAGGUGGCUCAACUGUGCAGGGAGAAGCAGUACAGCAAAGCCAUCGAGUUGCUCCAGCAAUUUUCAGAUAAGCAUCCGGAGAGCGCUUCGAGCAUCAAACUGACGAUGGCACAGCUCCAUUUAGUUCAAGGUCAUGUCACAAAAGGCUGUGAUGUUCUAAGGUCCAUUGAAGAGUUCAAGCAUAAAGCAGGCAUGGUGUCUGCUCUGGUGUCCAUGUACUCGCACGAAGAAGACAUUGAUGGUGCCAUUGACGUUUUUAGACAAGCUAUUCAGCACUAUCAGUCGGAACAGCCAGGAGCCGCGGCUCACCUGGCUCUGGUGCGAGAAGCUGCCAAUUUCAAACUGAAGUACGGGCGGAAAAAGGAAGCCAUUAGUGAUCUGGAGCAGCUAUGGAAGCAAAACCCAAAGGAUAUUCACACGCUGGCGCAGCUCAUCUCCGCCUACUCUCUUGUGGACACAGACAAAGCCAAAUCCCUAAGCAAGCACCUCCCUUCAGCUGACACCAUGUCUUUCAAAGUAGAUGUUGAUGAGCUGGAGAACUCGCACGGAGCCACAUACGUCCGGAAGAAGGCAGCCAAAGUUGUGGGAGAAAAUCUUCCUAAAGAAGAAGGAAACGGAGAUAUCAAAAAGAAGAAGAAGAAAAAAAAAGGUAAACUUCCGAAGAAUUGUGACCCCAAAGCCACCCCGGACCCUGAGAGAUGGCUACCCAUGAGGGAACGCUCAUACUACCGAGGCAAAAAGAAAGGGAAGAAGAAGGAGCAGAUCGGAAAGGGCACGCAGGGGGCCACGGCAGGGGCCUCGUCAGACCUGGAUGCCAGCAAGACCGCAAGCAGCCCACCGACGUCCCCUCGACCAGGUUCGGCGUCCGGCUCGGCCUCCACUAACGCGGUCCCUCCGCGACAGCAGAAACCUGCGUCGUCCGGAGCCAUACGCAAGAAGGCACCGCAGAAGAAGAAAAAGGGUGGCAAAGGAGGCUGGUAGCUUCGGAAGAAAGGAACAUUCAAAAAGAUUUUUGCCCCUUCAUUUUGGGUCCUGUUUUUUUCCCCUCCAUUUUCCCUCUGCUUUGUCUUACUUUUACCGUACAGGAAACGGCACAAAAUGGACUCAAAGGCAGUUCUUCUGAAAUGAGAGUGGAUGUCUUCAUGAGCAUUCAUUCUGUUCUGGUCUUGUGACCUUUACAAGACAAACUGUUCAAUUGAAUUAAAAAGUACAAAAUGAA
Messenger RNA from Syngnathus typhle (broad-nosed pipefish), 2253 nucleotides. RefSeq names its product signal recognition particle 72 (gene srp72). The transcript has 19 exons. Gene Ontology annotation, biological process: SRP-dependent cotranslational protein targeting to membrane. Gene Ontology annotation, cellular component: signal recognition particle, endoplasmic reticulum targeting. NCBI's taxonomy places the organism in Eukaryota, Metazoa, Chordata, Actinopteri, Syngnathiformes, Syngnathidae. Gene Ontology annotation, molecular function: 7S RNA binding; ribosome binding; protein binding. The record is from RefSeq and is a predicted model, not a curated record. The coding region runs from base 18 to 2015 and encodes 665 amino acids.